CGCUCUUUUUUGACAUUUCUUCGACAAUUUGACGUUUUAUGCGUGAAUCAAACGUCAAAUUGUCGAAGCAAUGUCAAAAAAGUGCGAAUUUCGCGGUUAUGAGUACUAGGCUUUACUCGGGUAGUUGGAGUGACUUAACUGGGUUAAGAAACGUCGCAACCAAGGUGAAUUCUGUCAUUUGCUAUCAUGUUUUGAUCUGAUUUGAUUUUGAAUCACGUACAUUCAUCGUUCAUUUCUUCAUUUUCUUUGUGAAUUGGAUUUAUAUUUGAUCAUGGAUCCAGUUACCUUUUUUAAAAACCUAUCGUGCGUGUCGAGCCAAUUUUACCUAGCCGAUUGUGAACGCAGGUGUACCUAAUUUUACGGUUGAAGCAUUCCCUAGAGCAUCCCGAACAAUAUUUUUAUUUUUCAUUUUGCUGAUUUAUGUUGCGUUUGAAGUUUUUCGGUUGUCACCCUGAACUACAUCAAUAAAUACACGAAAAAAUACACAGAUGUAAUGCGGGCAUAACUUGUCAAAUAGUAGCAAGGUUCCAUUCUAAGCUCGCGACUCCAAGGAAGAUUCAAGGAAGGACUAUAAAUUCGGCCCUAAAUAAUUAAAUACAAUUUUGUAUUAUUUAUCCAGAAAAAUUAAUAAUCAACACAUAUUUUUUGCUUCAAAAGUUCUGGGUUUAUUCCAACGCUCUCUUUACUCUAGAGCUCGUGAGAAAAAAUUGCUCUCACUCUAUUCCAAAUUGGUGGGAUUGCACAUGCUUUAUGAAAACGCCAUCCUUGACAUUUCACUGACACUCAUAUGAUUUUAUGAUGUUUUUUUAAAAACAAAAAUAAAAACCUUGUGAUGUUACCCCGGUACUAUAAACAAGAUAUCGACAAUAGGAAACAACAAAUAAAUACUUUGAAAAUAUUUAAUGACAAUGUCAAAGAAAUCAAAGAAGACUCUGAAUACGAAGUCCAAUUCUAUUCGGGCGAAAACAAUUUAAUUUUAAAAGUGUCUUUGGGUGCCGAUUUCCCAAAAGAAAAACCUGUUUUGGUGAUCCAACCCAAAGUGGAUCAUCCUUGGGUCAAGGAAAAUGGCAUGGUUAUCAAUGCACCAGGCUUAUUGAAUUUCACUCCACAUUCAGAUCUAGGUCGUGUGGUACAAGCAAUUAUAAGAGAGCUACAACGAAACCCUCCUGCCCUUUUAACAGACAAUAGUGUGAUAUCUUCAAACAUUCCAAUAAAUGGUAAUGAGACAAGAACUAGUCCAAAUUUUUCAAACUAUAACUUCUCUCCUCCACAACAUUCCUCAAAUAAUAAGGCAAUAAGUUUAGUAUUUCCAGAACUCAAUCAAUUAACUAAUGAGGACUUGAGGUUUCUCAAUGAAUCAGAAGAAAGGCAAAUUGAAUUCAUUGAUAGUUUGCCACCUUUCAAGGAACAGAAUCGGAUAUUGGAUGAACUAUUAUUGCAAAUAGAAGACAUUGCUGAGGAUAAUUUAAACAAAGAACAGCAAUUGUCUAAUUUAAAAGCCUCAGUCGAUUCCAGAAUAGAAGAAGUCACUAAACUAGCAUUCGACAACGAGAGAUUGUAUUCUGUUUAUCAGAAUUUGUCUGAGAAAUACUCGCCUAGAAAUAUACAGGAAGAAUUGGGAAAAGCUGCUAAAACAGCCGAGGAAGAUGGCGAACAAAUUGCAGAAUCGUUUUUAAAAGGGGAUUUGGAUGUGGACAAGUUUUUGAAUAAUUUUAUUAAAAGUAAAUCUUUGUAUCAAAUGAGGAAAACCAAAGAGGAAAAACUAAGCCAGCAAUUGGAUAGACUUGAAAAGGCUGGCUUUUAAUUUUUUGUUUGUUUAAUUUUAAUAUAUUUUUAUUUAUUUAUUUAUCUAUGUUUUCUUAGGGGUCUUCUACAAGCCAUUUAAAAAAAAAUAUGUAUUUUAUUUUAUUAUUAUAGGGCCACUUCAAGUGUAAAAUUCAAAUUAAACCCUUAAAAAUAUAUAUUUAUUUUCCUAAAUAUAUUAUACAAAAAACAAAAAAAACUAAUAAUUCAUAUGCGAAUAAUAAUCUUGAAACACUUGCACAUAAAUCUCUUUUUCAGCUUGUGUCAUUUCACUUAUAAUACUAUCAUUAAUAUCAGUAAUUAAAUAAGUUUUAAUACCAACAUUAACUGUUGGAACACUGCCAUCGUCUUCAUCUUCACUCUCCAUUGUUUCCACUUCUUCAUCAACAUGAUUUUUCACUUGAUUUAAUUGGUCAGAAUCAGAGUCUGAAUCAUUGUUAGUGACCAGUCCUUUAACUGCACUGGAAGUUUGAUUAGUUGGUCGUUUUUCGUGAGCCAACAAUGCACUCAUUAUAUCAUCAUUUUUAGGUACUUGACUAUUGGUUUCUUCAUUUUGAUCACUAUCAGUAUUCUUAUUGUCUCCUGGUAUAAUGUUUGAAAUGACAGUGGAUUCAGUCAUCCAAAUUGGUGCUUCCUUAUGAUUAGCUGCUGCACUAGCAUUAGUAUCUUCGCCAAUUGAAAUAUCAACUCUGGUUUCUUCAACAGCAAAUCCACCACCUCUGGUAGCUUCUCCUGACCAUUCUUGCCCAGGAAUUCCAGUUGAUUUUUUAUCCAAUCCUCUAAUGGUGCUUAUAUCAACUGGUUCAGGUUCGAGCACUUCAGGAGCCAAUUUAAUGCCUUCCACUUCGCGUAAUAAAAUAUAAAGAGGUUCUAGUUGCUCAUUGAAUUUAGCUAAUAACAGUCUGGAGUCUUUUUUAGGGAGGGCCGAAGAGUCUUCUUCAACAACUUCCUUGCAGAAAGUGCAUCUGAAUUCACCGGUCAUAAAAUCAAAGAGCUGGUCAGCUUCGAGAUCAGUAAAAGUUUUGAGGCACGCCAAGCACUUGAAACUGGCCCUGCUAGUAGCGUCCCGUUCCUCAGUUUCCAGUCUUUUUCUCAUAAGAUCCAAUUUGUAUUUGACUACAUUUACAAAGCUCUUGUAGUUGAUGAAAUAGUAGUUUACCUUUUGAGCCUUGCCGUCCGCUCCGGUUUCCAUUCUGAGCCGGACUUGGAUGAAUUUGUCGUUUUUCAGCAUGGCUAUUCUGGCUCUGAGCAUUUUUCUUUCGAAUUUUAGGAGCUCGCAGAUAUCGUCUUCUUUCAUGCAAGGGUUUCUUACCAGCAUGUCCACUAUUAGGGCAUCCUCUAUGGUGUAAAAACCUCGGACGACAAGACGGGCCAGUUGUUUAAGGCUGCUGGGCACUUCUGUUACUAGUUUUUCUUCUGACAUGAUUUAUUUUAUUUGAUUUUCUGCUGUUUACUCAUUAUUUUGAAUUUUUUAAAUCAACUAACCAUAAAAACAUAACACAACUGGAGUGCCUUUAGAAAUGGAGUGUGAAGGUAGAGUAGUUGUUUGUCAGAGUGUUCUGACGUCAUCACCGUUUUUCAACCCAGUCCCUGAG
Molecule: messenger RNA, 3398 nt
Organism: Ceutorhynchus assimilis (cabbage seed weevil)
Lineage: Eukaryota; Metazoa; Arthropoda; Insecta; Coleoptera; Curculionidae
Source: the annotation of a GenBank genome assembly